Erinaceus europaeus (western European hedgehog) is the source of this 837-nucleotide messenger RNA. RefSeq names its product ubiquitin-conjugating enzyme E2 C-like. The coding region runs from base 1 to 642 and encodes 213 amino acids. The transcript has a single exon. Lineage: Eukaryota; Metazoa; Chordata; Mammalia; Eulipotyphla; Erinaceidae. The record is from RefSeq and is a predicted model, not a curated record.
AUGGACUGGCAGAACCGCGACCCAGCAGCCUCCGGAGUCACCGCCGCCCUCAAAGCAGCUCAGCCCAGGGGUGCACCAGGCCCUGUGGGCAAGAGGCUACGGCAGGAACGGAUGAACCGCAUAAUGCCUGGUGACAAAGCGAUUUCUGCUUUCUCUGAAUCAGACAACCUUUUCAAAUGGGUGGGGACCAUGCACGGAGCCGCGGGCACCAUACAUGAGGACCUGAGGUGUAAGCUCUCCCUGGAGUUCCCCAGUGGCCACCCUUACAACACACCCACUGUGAAGUUCCUCACAGCCUGCUACCACCCCAGCGUGGACACCCAGGGCAACAUCUGCCUGGACAUCUUGAAAGACAAGUGGCCUGCCCUGUAUGAUGUCAGGACUAUCCUGCUCUGCGUCCAGAGCUUGCUAGGAGAACCCAGUAUCCACAGCCCUUUGAACACACAGGCUACUGAGCUCUGGGAAAAUCCCACAGCCUUUAAGAAGUACCUGCAAGAAACCUGCUCAGAGCAGGUCUCCAGGUCUCCAGUCAAGAACCCUGACCUGCACUGUCCAGCCUUUCACCUUGUAUUGUCUUUUUUUUUUUUUCCCCCCUUGGAUGGUGUCUUUUUUAUUUGUGUCUGUAUAGGACUCUGUCUUUAACUGUGGUGUGUGUGUGUGUGUGUGUGUGUGUGUGUAAUCUCUUGUUAAGACCUUGUGAUGAGUAUAUUAAAUAAAUAAAUUUGAGGUGUUUUGUAAAAAAAAAUAAAAUAAAAAUAAAAACAUAAAUAAUAAGCAAAAACUUGCAAACAACCAAAAUGUCCUUCCACAUAUGACUGGAUAAAAAAGUUAUGAAAC